This is a messenger RNA of Oppiella nova, 3639 nucleotides long. The record is from the annotation of a GenBank genome assembly. NCBI's taxonomy places the organism in Eukaryota, Metazoa, Arthropoda, Arachnida, Sarcoptiformes, Oppiidae.
AUGCCAUUCUUCGGCACCAGCUCUUCAUCCGAUGGCGUCACCACCACUUAUCCGACCACUAGUUUCCAUAUAAUGGGAAUGGGAUUCAGUUUAAUACCCCACACGACCACCCCAUCGGAGGGCCAAUCAAAUGGCACGGAUUGGAGACAAUGGCCUCAGACAUCGACGUCUCACUCGACACCAUCGAGUGAUAGGUCGGCGCCGAUGCAGCCGUUGAUACCAUCGCUCACUCGGACUCCCAUUUACGACCACAAGUGGACGACCACUUCGAGCGCAUCCAACGACCCGUCGAUGGCGUCGACGACAGUGAUAGCGGUGACUGAGGGCAGGGGUCGCGCCAGAGAUGUCGUGGGAAUGGCAGCCAUCGAUCUCUACAACCCGGUGCUCGUGUUGAGUCAGUUCACCGAUAACUGCAACUACGAGUGCCUCCAAACCAAAUGCCAGGCCUUCCGUCCCCUCGAAGUCGUUGUUCCCAACUCUUUGAUGAGAGGAGACAACCGAUUGCUGGCGACUCUUCAGCAACACUUCCCGCAGACUCUCAUCAAACCAUUGGACAGAAAGCACUUCAAUGAAUGCAUCGUUUUCUCAACACUCGAAGGACUGGAACUGAUUCGCGAUCUCUGUUGCGAUGACUACAAGACAGUGGAAGUGGAGCUGAAGAACCAAUACUAUUGUCUGUCGUCGUGCGCGGCGCUCAUCAAAUACAUCGAGUCCUGUGAGCACAUCCUAUACGCCCACAAAUCGCUGCGAAUAGUGUUCGAGGGGUCCGACCAAACCAUUCUUUGUGUCACAAUAUCACCACAAAUGAUGCCAUUCUUCGGCACCAGCUCUUCAUCCGAUGGCGUCACCACCACUUAUCCGACCACUAGUUUCCAUAUAAUGGGAAUGGGAUUCAGUUUAAUACCCCACACGACCACCCCAUCGGAGGGCCAAUCAAAUGGCACGGAUUGGAGACAAUGGCCUCAGACAUCGACGUCUCACUCGACACCAUCGAGUGAUAGGUCGGCGCCGAUGCAGCCGUUGAUACCAUCGCUCACUCGGACUCCCAUUUACGACCACAAGUGGACGACCACUUCGAGCGCAUCCAACGACCCGUCGAUGGCGUCGACGACAGUGAUAGCGGUGACUGAGGGCAGGGGUCGCGCCAGAGAUGUCGUGGGAAUGGCAGCCAUCGAUCUCUACAACCCGGUGCUCGUGUUGAGUCAGUUCACCGAUAACUGCAACUACGAGUGCCUCCAAACCAAAUGCCAGGCCUUCCGUCCCCUCGAAGUCGUUGUUCCCAACUCUUUGAUGAGAGGAGACAACCGAUUGCUGGCGACUCUUAAGCAACACUUCCCGCAGACUCUCAUCAAACCAUUGGACAGAAAGCACUUCAAUGAAUGCAUCGUUUUCUCAACACUCGAAGGACUGGAACUGAUUCGCGAUCUCUGUUGCGAUGACUACAAGACAGUGGAAGUGGAGCUGAAGAACCAAUACUAUUGUCUGUCGUCGUGCGCGGCGCUCAUCAAAUACAUCGAGUCCUGUGAGCACAUCCUAUACGCCCACAAAUCGCUGCGAAUAGUGUUCGAGGGGUCCGACCAAACCAUGUCCAUCGACCCGACCACCGCUCAGCUCCUGGAGCUCAUCGUCAACCUCAACGACCCCAAGAGUACUCACACUCUGUUCGGAGUCCUCAACAAAACGAAAACCCGUUCCGGUUAUCGACUGUUGCGGACAAACCUCUUGCAGCCCUCGACUGAUAUGACACUCAUUGAGAAGCGCUUAGAUAUGAUCGAAGAGAUGAUUAGUUCGCAGACAAUGUUUCACAGUCUGGAGUCACUGUUGGCUCAGUUCACGGCCAUCGAAGUCGAGAGAGUGAUCUCCCAUUUGGUUCAGACCUCCAAAGUCGAGUCAUCCAAAUGUGCCGAACGUAAGAUUGAGUGCAUUAUUGUCAUCAAACAUAUGCUGACACUCAUCGAGCCAUUGGCCGAUACGCUAAGACUCUGCGAAUCGGAUGUCUUUGACGAGUUCAUUGAAAUGCUGACCGAUAAUAGGUUUGACUUAAUUCUGUGUGAAGUCAAUGAAGUGAUUGAGGAGUCGUGUAAAUACACGAAAGGCUCGCUGAAUAUGAAGCUCGAGAAGUGUCACGCAAUCAGAAAGCAUUUGAAUAGUCUUUUGGAUAUCGCUCGACAGACCUAUUCCGAGAACAUCGACGACAUCACUCUCAUUGUCGACAACUAUUGCACUGAAUACGAGUUGCCAUUGAAGGUGACCUACACUACCAACAGAGGCUUUCAUAUGCAGAUCGCCGGCAAAGAUGCGAAUCAAAUGCAAUUCUCUAUUCCGAGUCACUUCACGAGAAUCAGUUACAGCAAGAGUUCGGUGGCCUUCACCACACAGCAGAUCAUCGACAAGAAUAAUAGAAUCAAUUCUGCCAUCAAAGAGAUCUACUUAAUGAGCGACGCAAUAAUCAGUGAAUUGGUGGUCAAGAUUCGCGAACACAUCGUAUGUCUGUAUAAUCUGUCGGAAGUGCUGUCGAAAAUCGAUUUAGUGUUCGCAUUGGCCUACCAGUGCUCUGUUGGCAACUAUAUUCGACCCCAAUUUGGCCAGUAUUUGGGUGUCAAACAGGGCAGACAUCCGAUUCUCGAGAAAAUGCUAAACACCGCACCGGUGGCUAAUAAUUUUUUUAUGUCAGAGGACAAGAACUUUAUAGUGAUAACGGGUCCAAACAUGAGUGGAAAGUCUACUUUCCUAAAGCAAGUGGCCUUACAUCAAGUGAUGGCACAAAUCGGAUCAUACAUUCCCGCGGAGUCGGCGUCCUUCAGAUUAUGCGAUAAACUCUUCUCUAGGAUCGGCAAUAACAACGAAAUAGAGACCAAUUCCUCGACUUUCAUGGUUGAGAUGCGAGAGAUGAGUCAUAUUCUGCACAAUUGCACCGAUAGUUCGCUGAUAAUCAUCGACGAGUUGGGUCGCGGCACCAGUACUGAGGAGGGAGUGGGUCUCUGUUUCGCCAUUUCUGAGCAAUUGAUUCAAAGCAAAGCGUUGACUAUAUUUGCCACACAUUUCACUGAACUUACAAAACUCCAAGACUUUUAUCUCAAUGUUUCAAACUAUAAGUUUGGUGUCGAGCACUUGAAUCACGAGAUUAACAGGAGUUCCUAUACAUUCACUCACAUUCUCGAGCCCGGAGCCACUCAAGAAGUCUUAUAUGGCAUCCAAUUGGCUAACAUGACAGCACUGGACAAGAAUAUUGUGGGCAAUGCUAAGCUAAUUGCACAGCAAUUACAAAAUCUCAAUUUAUCAUUCAUAACUCGAGGCAGGGAUCCAAUAAAGAGAGCCAAAUAUAAGUUGACUUCAAUGUUGAAAAUGCUGUCAAAUGAUGAAUUCAUACCAAAUGUGCGAUCACUUACUGAUCUCAUCGAUGACUAUAAAGAUGAGGUUCAAAGCGAAUGCGAACACGACAUCCAAGACUUGCAAAAUGACUUCAUGGUCACUCUUAUGGUCCACUCUCUCCUCAGUCCUCUGUCUCUCGCUUUCCCUUUCUUUCGCCAAUUGCUUCCUCGUCUCCAUCUCUUCCUUCUGCUUAAUGUUGUCUUUUGUGGGGAAAUGUCUUCUCCGCUCUUCCCUCCACUUCUGGAUGUCUUCCUCCGACUCCAAUGA